Pocillopora verrucosa is the source of this 1534-nucleotide messenger RNA. NCBI's taxonomy places the organism in Eukaryota, Metazoa, Cnidaria, Anthozoa, Scleractinia, Pocilloporidae. The record is from RefSeq and is a predicted model, not a curated record.
UCCAUGCAUGUGGCUGUUUCCUCGUAGAAUAAGGUUUCGUUCUUUUGCCUCCGCGCUUUGUGAGAAUUUUUCUCCUGUUAUUGUUAGUCGAUCGGUGAUGGACAAGGCUGGACUUUUCCAAAGUAUUGGUUUAAGCGAGCAGAAAGCUCAGGAAACACUGAAGAAUGAUGCGCUUUCGAAGCGACUGGAAUCCAUCAUAACUUUGGUGAAAGAAAAAUCCACAGACGCGAUUGAAAAACCCACUGGUGUUUUGAUGUACUCCUUGGCAAGCAGCAAUAUCAAAGAUGAAUCACAGAUCAAGUUUGUUAGUAACUACAUUGCAAACAAGAAGUUGGCAUCUGCGAUACAACUGACAGCUGCAGUGGAUUUUAUGAAGGCCAAUCCAGUUUUGCCUGUUGAUGUGGCUGCCUUUGAAAAAAAUUGUGGUAUUGGAGUAAACAUCACACCUGAUCAGAUUGAAGACUGUGUUGAAGAACUUAUCAAGAAACACAAGGAAGAAUUGUUGAAGAAACGCUACAAAUUCAAUGUUGGAAUAAUAAUGGGAAAGGCGAGAGAGAAGUUAAAGUGGGCAGAUGGAAAAGCUGUGAAAGCAGAAAUUGAUAUGCAGAUCUUAGAUUUGCUUGGACCUAAAACUGAAGCAGACAUGCAGGCUUUCAAAACAAAGGAGGCCAAGCCCAGCAAAGAGGGAAAGCCAGCAAAAGAGUCUCAUCCUGCAGCUGUAGAGGUUUCAUUGAAUGGUGAUACUGGAGAUGAUGAAACAAGUUCUUUGUUUGGAGAGGCAAGCAAGUUCCACAAACCAGGUGAGAACUACCUUACACCUGCCUAUGUUGUAACCCCUAAGACAAUGACACUACUAAAGGAACAUUUAGAAAGAACUGGAGGAAGAGUGCAAACAAGAUUUCCUCCUGAACCCAAUGGCAUUCUUCACAUUGGUCAUGCCAAAGCUAUCAACUUCAACUUUGGUUAUGCAAGAGCCCACAACGGUGUUUGCUGCUUGAGAUAUGAUGACACAAACCCAGAGAAGGAAGAGGAGAAGUUUUUCACAGGAAUUUUGGAUUUGGUCAAAUGGCUUGGUUUUGAACCAUGGAAGAUAACCCAUGCUUCAGACAAUUUGAAAAAUUGUAUGAUUUUGCUGUAGAGCUCAUCAAAAGGGGACAAGCAAAUGUGUCUGUCACCAGCAGUAUGUAGAAAUCAAGGGCCACAAUCCCCCACCCAGUCCCUGGCGGGACAGACCAAUAGAGGAAUCACUGAGGCUGUUUGAGCUUUAAGUUGGGAGCCCCGUUAGGCGCGCAUGUCUCAGAAGGCUGUCAACCGCUGGUUCCAGGCCGUGACUCUCCUUCGCAACCCAUCUCUUGUCAAGUUCCGCCGCCAAGGCCGCCAUUUCACGGCGUCUGUUGUGACUCUUGGAAGCGUCAACUUUAAUUUGACGUUCCAAUGUAAAACUUUGAGACUAACUCAGCAGGAAGAAUACUGUUCGCUCGAUGUGGUUCUCUUUGCCGGAGAUCUGCUAUGGUUUGGGAUGAAGAUCACAAAA